GUUUUGGAUUGCACUGGGUCACUGGUGUCGGGGUCAAGCGCUCUCUGCCUGGUCCAAGCAGAAGCUGAAGCCGUCAUGACCCAGGACUUGGAUUUCUAUGUGACAGAGCCAUUUGAAGCAGAAGUAGUGAAACACUUCAAAGAAAACGAAGGGUACGUUAGCAAGCAAGAUGUGGUGAAAAAACCAGAAUACGACAGUUCCGCUAUAUCUAAAAUUAUCAAACUGGCGAAAGGAGAGAAGAAGGUAGACAUCAUCAUUACCCACUGGACAUGCGCAAUCACACCCAUCCUCCAAUUCCACAGCACAGCUGUGAUGAACUACGUCACAGCACGAUCCAUCGUUUGUUUGUAUCCGCGGUGGACAACUGCAAACAUGAGCUUCGUCAAUCCCCAGAUGUAUGUCUGUGCCAAGACCAAUCUUCGUACCGUGGAUGUCUUGAUGAAAUACAUCAGGCGAGGGUUCAAAAUCAGCGCCGAUCCA
This is a messenger RNA of Suillus clintonianus, 480 nucleotides long. RefSeq lists its product as uncharacterized. The annotation marks the transcript as partial. The record is from RefSeq and is a predicted model, not a curated record. NCBI's taxonomy places the organism in Eukaryota, Fungi, Basidiomycota, Agaricomycetes, Boletales, Suillaceae. The transcript has a single exon.